AUGUCUGAUGUUGCGUCUUUAGAGGCCGAGGUCAAAGAAUUCAAGGUCCAGCUUGAGACAGUUCAAACAGGCUUGCAAGUAGAACCCGAUAAUGCCGAGUUGCAAAGUCUCAAGACUGAACUUGAAGAACUCAUAACCCUCACCGAAACGGCGAUCGCCGAGCUUCAACCCCCCGCAUCCACAUCGGCACCGGCAACCAAGUCUCAAUCUACCCCCGCACCAUCCCGCGAUACAUGGUCAUCGAAAGAUUCGAGUGCUCGCUCGGGACAACCUCAUUCCACCCGUGCGGAAGACACCACCGUCACGGCGCCAUCGCCCGUCAUCACCUUCUCCGUCAACGACCAGGUCCUCGCCCGCUGGGUCUCCGGCGACAAUGCAUUCUACCCGGCCCGCAUCACUUCCAUCACCGGCUCCUCGAGCAACCCGGUGUAUCUGGUUUCAUUUAAAUCCUACGGGACUGUUGAAAAUUUAACGGCCAAGGACAUCCGCCCCAUCGCGGGCAGUGACACUCGCAAGCGCAAGGCUGAUGGAACUUCAGGCAGUUCAGCAUCUCCGUCGCCCGCUCCACCCUCGACGUCGCACACCAAUGUGAUUUCUGCAGCGGCUGAUAUUGAUCCCAAUCUUGCCAGCCAGGCCCGUCAGGAUCCUGGCAAAGCAGGAGACGGCUCUGGUCGGCCCGCCAAAGCCGCGCGCAAGGUGAAGGCCAACAAGGAACUGGAAGAGGGCAAAAAUAAAUGGCAAAACUUUGCAGCAAAGACCAAGGGGAAAUACGGGAAGAAGGACAGUAUGUUCCGUACAGGGGACUCGGUGAGCGCUCGAGUUGGGUUUACGGGUUCGGGUCAGCAAAUGCGCAGAGAUCCCACGCGAACACGCCACGUCUAUCAACAAGCUGAGGACGAAGGCUAUUAA
Penicillium diatomitis is the source of this 909-nucleotide messenger RNA. RefSeq names its product tudor domain-containing protein. The transcript is spliced from 3 exons. The coding region runs from base 1 to 909 and encodes 302 amino acids. Lineage: Eukaryota; Fungi; Ascomycota; Eurotiomycetes; Eurotiales; Aspergillaceae. Gene Ontology annotation, molecular function: DNA-binding transcription factor activity. The record is from RefSeq and is a predicted model, not a curated record. Gene Ontology annotation, biological process: negative regulation of DNA-templated transcription.